AUGCCUUCACGCCACCGGCCGGCAAUUUCAGACACGCUGGCCCAGGUGUGUCAGGAAUGCAUCAACUAUGUGAACACCGACGCCUGCUUGUGUUCCGCCCACUUAGACGCUGCCAAACAAAUCAAUGCCCCUCCAAAUGACAGUAGUCAGGACACCAGCCUCCGCAGAUAUGAAAGAGACCACUGCGACCGUAAACUCCCCCUUCUCCCAACAUCCCCUUUCCCUCCCCUGCCCCUCUUCCAAGCGACAUACCACACCCAGACACACCCCAUCACACUCCAAUCAGACAUACCGCACCCAGACACACCACCCCAGGCUGACGCACCCCUGCCAGACACAUUCCAGCCUGCCACACAAUACCUAGAUUCACCCCAGCUUGCUACACCCCAGCCAGACAGCCCGCUUCACCACACUCGGACACACCUCAAUACGCACCAUUAUACAACUGCCUUACCCUGCCCUGUCCUGAUGCACCACAUACAAACACACCCAUACCAAACCUCAUUACAUUCUUCCUUACCCUGCCCUACCCUGCCCUACCCUGCCAUCCCCUGCCAUCCCUCAGUCCAACCCCUGCCAGAACCUCUCCCUACCACACCAAUACCCUAUUCUACCUCAUUCAUCCCUACACAUCCUAAUCCAAACCACACCCACCCAAUCCCUACCACACACUCCUGCCCAGCCCCGCCCCAGGCCAGCCUCUCCAGCAAACUAGAGCCCCAUAAUCACGGUCCCUCAUAA
This is a messenger RNA of Portunus trituberculatus (swimming crab), 741 nucleotides long. RefSeq names its product extensin-like. The transcript is spliced from 4 exons. Lineage: Eukaryota; Metazoa; Arthropoda; Malacostraca; Decapoda; Portunidae. Bases 1 to 741 code for a protein of 246 amino acids. The record is from RefSeq and is a predicted model, not a curated record.